This is a messenger RNA of Teleopsis dalmanni, 1177 nucleotides long. RefSeq lists its product as uncharacterized. The record is from RefSeq and is a predicted model, not a curated record. The transcript is spliced from 3 exons. Bases 146 to 1177 code for a protein of 343 amino acids. NCBI's taxonomy places the organism in Eukaryota, Metazoa, Arthropoda, Insecta, Diptera, Diopsidae.
CUCGCUGUACACAUCUGCUUCAGUUCUCUAAUAUUUUGACAUUUCGUUUGUUUGUUUUGCUUUGUGUGUCAUACUUUUGUGUUGAAAGAUUGUGUUUUGAUAAAAUAAUAAAGCAGAUUGCGUUUUACUAAAAAAAAUAAUAAAAAUGAGUGCUCCGCAAAGUUUAUCGGUUAUAGAAAUACGUAAAUUUAUGAUAGAUAAUGGUUGUAAAGUAACUAAUCAUGCAUUGGUGAAGCAUUUUAAGCGUUUUCUGACGCACCCAGAGACACAAAGUGAAGCACGGAAAGAGUUUAAAACUUAUGUAAAUAUCUUGGCCACAGUUAAAAAUGAAAACAAUCAAAAAUAUUUAAUACUACGUAAAAAAUAUUUGAAUGAAUGUCCAACUGAGGAUGCUGUACAACGUGCUGUUGCUGCUGCAGCUUUAAGUCCGGUACCAAAUAGUCCAGGAGGUAUAUCAAUUAUAUCAGAUAGUGUUAUCGCUUCACCACUUCGACAGCCUCCACCGUAUAUACCACCACCUGAAGUUGGUACAACGCCGACAACAUCCAAAUCACAAAAUAUGUUACCAACCAACGCCAGUGGAGUUGGUAUUGAGCAGGAACAUGCUGAAAAUUAUCGUGAAUGUGUUUCUGAAUUUGAAACUGCUGUACUUAAAAUAGAUGCAGCUCGUAAACUGAAAAGUGACAAAGUGGAACAAGAACCAGUUGUGGAAUGUAUUAAUGAAAAUGUUGUAGAAACGCGUGCUAAAAGUAUAUCACGCCAAGCGUCAACAGAAGAUCCACAAAGUAAUAAAGAAAAUAUACCGCGAUUUUCAUUCUCAUCAAGUGCCUCUGGUACUUCAGUAGAUAGUGCUAAUGUUGACAAAGUUUCUGGUUCUGAUGUAGAUGCUGGUGAUAAUCCAAUAAGUGUUAAAGAAGCUACUCGCAAAUUUAAUCGCAUGGCAUCUGAAGAGGAAGCCAAACUUUUGUCACCAUCUUCUAAAAAAAAACCUGAUAAGGAUUUCAUUGAAGAGAAACAUGAACCUGAAGUAACAGUGACACAUCCAAAAGCGAAAGAAUGGAUUGUUGCAAUGGCGAAAGCCAGCUACCAGGAUUUAGCCAAAUUAGCAAAGGAGUAUCCGGAAUUAGUAAAAUUAUCGGUAAGUUUAAGAAGUCAUAUACCUACUAAAAAAAUAUAA